GGAGAAUCACGCCGUUCGUUAUCAUAACAAACAAGAUGGCGGAUGCAGCCGAAAAUCCUGCAAUGAAUCUUUGUAAUGUGUGCGGAAAGAACUUUAAGAGAAGACAAGACCUUAGACGCCACGAAAGAGGGCACGAAGGGAAAGGCCCAUACCGUUGCUGUGGGCGGGUUUUCCGGGAGAAAAAUGAAUAUUCACAGCAUAGAUGCGACAAGCAUGGGGCGCCAAGGAUGUUUGCAUGUCAGCACAGUGACUGCAAAUCCAGCUUUGCUACCAAUCAUGCCCUGAAGAGACAUGUAAACGAAGUACAUCCCCUGGGGCCUAGAAGGUUCUCAUGUGAUAACUGUAAUGAGGAAUUUUGUUACAGAUACCAGCUGUCAAAUCAUAUUUCCGUGAAACAUAACCAUGAAAGAAACCAUAGAUGUACAAGGUGUGGGAAAAGUUAUGUUUUUUCGCUCAGGUCUUUCUCGGCAUCAGAGGACCUGUAGAGCUAAAGUAAACAACUGAAUAUUGUGUUGCAUAAUGAUAUAUGUCAUGUGUUUACGUAUUGGAUAGAAAUAUUCGAUCCGGGGGCGCCUGCGCAUUGGGCUUGUAACGAGGUUUGCUGACUUACAGCCC
This is a messenger RNA of Ruditapes philippinarum (Manila clam), 615 nucleotides long. RefSeq names its product zinc finger protein 551-like. The record is from RefSeq and is a predicted model, not a curated record. Lineage: Eukaryota; Metazoa; Mollusca; Bivalvia; Venerida; Veneridae. Gene Ontology annotation, molecular function: RNA polymerase II transcription regulatory region sequence-specific DNA binding; DNA-binding transcription factor activity, RNA polymerase II-specific. Gene Ontology annotation, cellular component: nucleus. Gene Ontology annotation, biological process: regulation of transcription by RNA polymerase II. The coding region runs from base 36 to 485 and encodes 149 amino acids. The transcript is spliced from 3 exons.